This is a messenger RNA of Suillus subalutaceus, 1263 nucleotides long. RefSeq lists its product as uncharacterized. The record is from RefSeq and is a predicted model, not a curated record. Lineage: Eukaryota; Fungi; Basidiomycota; Agaricomycetes; Boletales; Suillaceae. The annotation marks the transcript as partial. The transcript has 4 exons.
GCUCUUUACCCUCCACAACAAGUUUGCAGCACGCUUAACUGCGUGAACGAGAAAAAAUUAAUGAAGGCUAUGCAGCGCCCUGCUGUUCUGUACACCCUUAACAAUGGCCCCAUUGCCACGUACACAGUUGACCUCAAAUGUGAAGAAUGUAAUGUCACAUUUCAUCACAACUACUAUGUCGACUACAAAGCACCAAAGAAUUCAUGCCAGAGGACCUACUACAAAGGUGUUCCAGACAUCAUUCAUGUGGGUGGACAUCAGUUUGUCGAAACAGCAGUUAUCCGCAUGUGGAGGACUAUGAAUGUUGUGUCUUGGUCAUCAAUGUCAAAUUGCGCUCGUCUGUAUAACCUGGCACUUUCUCAUCAAGCUGUCCCUCCAGAUGACUUUCCUUACAGUUUCUCUCUUUCUGGUGACCAUGUCUGGAGUGGCAUUGUUCAACUCUCACUCCUUGAAGAUCUUCUAUGUCGUGGGGAGACUCUUGCUGUCCAACAUUCAGGUUUGCACCGAGACCGCUUCACUGCAGCCAUUCAAGUGAGGAACCGUAGAAUUCAGUAUUAUGGCCAGGAAGAGCUGUGUCACUACUGCUCUAAAUGCACUUCUUUCUAUGACGAGGACGAUGAUGGGAAGGUGGAUAGCAAGCUGUCUGUUAUUGUCAUAGAUGGUGUCACUGUCGGGCACCCAUGCUGCAGUGUCCAUAACUGCCAUAAUCCGCUUGCCAACAACCGUGACCGUUUUUGUCUCACUCAUAGCUCUCUUGAUGGUGUAUGCACCAUCAUUGGGUGUGACAAUCCCACUAUCCCCGCUGAAGGAUCUUCAACUCAGCUGAGGACGUGCAGCGAUCCGGCUCAUUAUGCUGUUGAGGCAGCAUACACCGAACGUGGACAGGCACGCUUCCAACUCAGAGAACAUCUUGAGCGUGCUCAUGUUUCCAACCCAAGUAGCUCCAAUACCAGAGAUAUAGCUGUGGACGAGAUCGACGAUGAUAGCCCGCUAGAAGAAGAUUUCGAUGUCAACGAGAGAGAUGAAGUUGUCAUGAAUGCUGCUGCCACACCGCAAAGGACGAACCGCAAGGUUAAGGCACAAUUUGGCUGCAAGCGUACACACAACGAACAGCUUUUCGUUGCACCCUGCAGCAUGAUCAUAGCACGAGAGACUUUCUAUGGAGCAGAAGGAGUUGCGAGUGUUAUCAUAUGUUUUAAGUUCAACACCACUGUUAUUGCUAACUUCAGUGUUAUAGGAAAUGAUCAAGUGUGUGUAUCGUGA